AUGGAUAAUAUUAUGAAGAACACUAACUAUACUCAUGUGGAACCUACACACCUUUUGUGUCCCCACCUGUCGGACACCCCCCCCCAGGAGGACUACAAUUCCCAUGGGGCUCGGCGCCUGGCCGCUGCCGAGUUGCGCUGGGAAAAACCUCCCACGCUGGUAGUGCGGAGAGUUGCUGAAGUAAAGGAACCCUGCUGCCUUCCCAUGCUAUCUGUUGACAUGGAAAACAAGGAAAAUGGCUCUGUCGGUGUAAAAAAUUCCAUGGAGAAUGGAAGACCACCCGAUCCUGCAGACUGGGCCGUGAUGGAUGUCGUCAAUUAUUUCCGAACAGCAGGAUUUGAGGAGCAAGCUAGUGCUUUUCAGGAACAGGAAAUUGACGGAAAAUCCCUGCUAUUGAUGACAAGGAAUGAUGUGUUGACAGGACUUCAGUUAAAAUUGGGGCCUGCCCUGAAAAUCUACGAGUAUCAUGUAAAACCUCUGCAGACAAAGCAUUUAAAGAACAACUCUUCAUAG
Messenger RNA from Chrysochloris asiatica (Cape golden mole), 513 nucleotides. It is a transcript of the gene SAMD13, whose product is annotated as sterile alpha motif domain containing 13. The record is from RefSeq and is a predicted model, not a curated record. Gene Ontology annotation, molecular function: protein binding. Lineage: Eukaryota; Metazoa; Chordata; Mammalia; Afrosoricida; Chrysochloridae. The transcript has 5 exons. Bases 1 to 513 code for a protein of 170 amino acids.